AUGGGGUCGUCGGAGGCCGACGAGGACCAGCUCCUCAAGAGCUUCCUCGCGGAGGUCAGCGAGGCCGAGCGGGACAACGAAGUGCUCAGGAUACUUGGUUGCUUCAAGUUAAACCCCUUCGAGCAUCUUAAGUUGUCUUUUGAUUCACCACUAGAUGAGGUGAAAAAGCAAUAUAGGAAGUUGUCAUUGUUGGUCCAUCCUGAUAAAUGCAAGCAUCCUCAGGCACAAGAAGCUUUUGCAGCUCUGGCAAAAGCACAACAGCUCCUGCUUGAUCCACAGGAAAGAGGCUACAUUCUUGACCAAGUUACUGCUGCAAAAGAAGAAUUGAGGGCAAAACGGAAAAAGGAGCUGAAGAAAGACAGUGCGUCCAAGAUAAAAUCUCUCGUAGAUGAGGGAAAAUAUGAAGAGCAGUUUGAACGAUCGGAUGAAUUUCAGAAGCAGUUAAUUAUUAAAGUACGUGAAAUUUUGACGGAGAAAGAAUGGCGUCGGAGAAAAAUGCAAAUGAGGAUAUCAGAGGAAGAAGGAAGACUUAAGAAAGAUGAGGAAGAAACGAAAGAGAUGUGGAAGAGGAAGAGAGAGCAUGAAGAGAAGUGGGAGGAGACCAGAGACCAGCGGCAGCCACCAAUCCACCUCUACAUCGCCGGCACCACCGCUGCGUUCCCGGCUGAGGUCACGAGACGCACCAACCUCUCCGUGCUCUGCAUGUCUGCAGCGAAGCUCGGCGGCGCCAUCCCGCCGGAGAUCGGCGACCUCGUCAACCUUGUCGACCUCGAGCUCUCCGACAACGACCUCACCGGCGAGAUCCUGCCGGAGAUCACGAGGCUCACCAACCUCACGCAGCUCAAGCUCUACAACCACUCGCUCCGCGGCGCGCCCCCGCCGGCUUCGGCAGACUCACCAAGCUGCAGCACUUCGUUCAACGCGUCCCAGAACAACCUCACUGGCACCCUCGCCGAGCUCCGGUCCCUCACACGGCUCGUGUCGCUGCAGUUGUUCUUCAAUGGCUUCAAUGACGAGGUGCCCCCAGAGUUCGGCGAGUUCAAGGUGCUCGUCAACCUGUCCCUCUACAGCAACAACCUCACCGGCGAGCUGCCGCGCAGCCUCGGCAAGCUCCUAGAGGUCCGCCCCGCCAUGGCCGCCAUGGGCAGCAGCCGUAGUUUGACCUUCGUGCGAUGGCGGACGAGAUCCUGCAGGACGUCUACACAUUCAGGUUCUGGAGGCCCGGCAUGGAGUUGGCCGUCAAGCACGUCCGGCGGAAGGACGGCGCGGGAGCUCCGCCCUGCCAUUGUCGUCGGCGUGGGAGGUGUUGGUGGAGAUGGCCAAGGAGGCGUGGGGGCAUGCGUUCGGGCAAGGCUGCAAGCAGGGCGGGGCGGGGCGACAUGGCUGGACGCCGGCGAGGCCUGGAGUAGGGCGGACACGGUGGACACCAUGGCCAUGGAGAAGUGA
Messenger RNA from Miscanthus lutarioriparius, 1446 nucleotides. NCBI's taxonomy places the organism in Eukaryota, Viridiplantae, Streptophyta, Magnoliopsida, Poales, Poaceae. The record is from the annotation of a GenBank genome assembly.